AUGUGCUUAAAGCUCCGCAGGCAGAAGCCCAAGAAGAAGUCCAACUUCAUCCGUCGCAUGACCACUUUCAAACGCGGCUCGCCCGAUACGCCCAGCCAAGGAAGGAAUGCCAUUCUCAACCUCAUCAUUACAGCCGGACUCGCCGUCAACCUGAAAUACUUCACCGACGUCAAUUUGACCCUGGACGGGCCGUCGAAGACCUCCCACGAGUGCCUCAAGAGACAUGUCAAACAUGUCUACGACAUGGCCAGGGGCCGUGACAGGUUACUGUCUCACGAUAAACUCGUCAUCUUUCUGAAAGCCACGCAGGGCGUUGAGCAUGUUGGACCUCUCAAGCUCGAGCAUUACAAGUUCCAGGAGUUCUUUUGGCUCUGGUGCAACCACGAGUCUGCCUGGCGCGCUGAAGGAAGGAAGCAAGUGGAGGAGCUUGAUGUGACGCGCCCGAUCAGCAAUUACUUCAUCAGCAGCAGCCACAACACGUACCUCGAAGGCAAUCAGUGGUCCUCUGACAGCUCUGCCGACGCUUAUCGCGCUGUGCUGAGGAAUGGAUGCCGCUGCAUCGAGAUCGACGUCUGGAACGGACCCGCCCCCCGCUCGCCGUCCAAGUCGCCAAGUGUAGGACAGCGCCGACACUUCUCGUCCGGAUCCCUCCCUCGCGUUGCCGGAGAGACGCUCGAUGCGAUCAUGAGCGUCCGAGCGAGCAGGCAACAUAGCCGUAGCCCCAGCGCCGCCCAGACCGCUUCUCUUGCGCCAGACCCGAGAGAGAGCGGCACGACGCUGGACCCGAAGGACCUGAGCGAGCGCCUCCAGAAAUCGAGGGACUCGUCCAGGUCAAACCACCAGGUGGAGCCCGUCGUGCAUCACCACGGAACCUGGACGUCCACGGUGGGAUUCCGGGAGGUAUGCCGCGCUAUUCGGGAAAGCGCGUUUGAGAACAACCCUCUGCCCAUCAUCAUCAGCCUCGAGGUCGGCGCCGAGCGGGAGCAGCAGGAGGUCAUGGUGGACAUCAUGAAGGAGGAAUGGGGCGAGCUCCUGCUCGACAAGCCGCUGGAGUCCUGCGAUCCAGAUCAGAGACAGCCUCGGCUAGAGGAGCUGUACAACAAGAUCCUGAUCAAAGUGAAGCGCCUGAGCGACUGUCGGCUUGUGAACGAAAUCGAGAGGGGAAGGAGCAUCGGGAUCCCCACGAUCCGCUCCAAACCGCCCAUCUGCAAAGCGCUCGCCUCACUGGCGAUCUACACCCACAGCGAGCAUUACGAGGACGAGACAUCACUGGCAUUGCGCACCCCCAGCCACGUCUUCAGCCUGAGCGAGGACAGCUUCCGGUCCCUAGCCGAAGACUCGACCAAGGUGCACAAACUGCUCGCGCACAACCGCGAAUACUUCAUGCGCAUCUACCCCCAGGGCUGGCGCGUCGACAGCAGCAACCCGGACCCGACCUUCCCCUGGCGGCGCGGCGCCCAGAUGGUGGCCAUGAACUGGCAGAAGCCCGACGACGGCAUGAUGCUCAACGACGCCAUGUUCGCCGGCACCAACGGCUGGGUGCUCAAGCCGCCGGACCUGCGCAGCGACAGCAGCGCCAGCGACCUGUCCAACGUGCUCAACGUCCGCAAGCGCACCCUCGACCUGCGCAUCACCGUGCUGGCCGGCCAGUGCCUGCCGCUGCCCGAGGACCGCCGCAGGCGCCGCGGCGGCGGCGGCUUCGGCUUCGGCUUCGCCGGCGACGCCAAGCUCCGGCCCCGCGUCAAGGUCGAGCUGCACGUCGACAAGCCCCACAAGCCGUCCGAGUAUGCGCGGGAGACGGCGCCCGCGUUCACGGAUAACCCCGACUGGGGGCUGUAUCCGCCCAGCUUGGACUUCUUGGACGUCAAGGACGUGGUGGAGGAGCUGAGCUUUGUGAAGUUCAAAGUCGAAGACACCUCGAGCAACCUGCGCGGUGGCCUCGUCGCCUGGGCCUGUAUCCGACUGGAUCGGCUGCAGCUCGGAUACCGGUGUGUCGAUUUGAUGCAUCCAGCCACGCGCCAGCCUUGCAAUGCUCAGUUGUUCGUCAAGGUGGAGAAAAUCCUGAGGGAGUGA
Thermothielavioides terrestris NRRL 8126 is the source of this 2073-nucleotide messenger RNA. RefSeq lists its product as uncharacterized. Gene Ontology annotation, biological process: lipid metabolic process; phosphatidylinositol-mediated signaling. The record is from RefSeq and is a predicted model, not a curated record. Gene Ontology annotation, molecular function: phosphatidylinositol-4,5-bisphosphate phospholipase C activity. The transcript is spliced from 4 exons. Bases 1 to 2073 code for a protein of 690 amino acids. Lineage: Eukaryota; Fungi; Ascomycota; Sordariomycetes; Sordariales; Chaetomiaceae.